This is a messenger RNA of Vespula vulgaris, 1613 nucleotides long. RefSeq names its product actin-related protein 6 (gene Arp6). Gene Ontology annotation, cellular component: Swr1 complex. The record is from RefSeq and is a predicted model, not a curated record. Lineage: Eukaryota; Metazoa; Arthropoda; Insecta; Hymenoptera; Vespidae. The transcript is spliced from 3 exons. The coding region runs from base 377 to 1552 and encodes 391 amino acids. Gene Ontology annotation, molecular function: nucleosome binding.
UUUGAGGUUACACAACGAAGUUAUGGAAGUCACAAAAAAUAUUUAAUUAAAAAAUAAAAAAGAGAGCAAUGCAAACAUAAAUUUAUUACAUAUUCUUAAUGUGUCUCAAAUAAAAACUAAAAUAUUAUAUUAAACAUCAUACAUAUAAAUAAGAAAUAUAUAAAUUUAUAUUAAUAAUAAAUGUAUAGUUUUUUGAUUUUCCCGCCUUUGAAUAAAGCGGGACUGAUAACGUGAUUAUUUUACGCCAAGUACCAGACAACUGCAGUUUGUUUAUAUUGUUAUUUUGAAUAUAAUCAACGAUAAAUAUUAAUGAUUGAUGAUCAAAUAUUAAUAAAAACGAGAAAAUAUUAUGUAAUUUGAUAUAAUUGGCACCAAAAUGACUAAUUCUGCAUUCAUCCUUGAUAAUGGAGCAUACACAACCAAAGUUGGACUCUCUACAGAAAAUCCAAAGAUAGUUCCUAAUUGUAUAAUGAAAGCGAAAAGUGAACGUCGAAGACCUUUCAUAGGAAAUCAAAUAGAAGAAUGCAGAGACGCUUCUGGACUAUUUUAUAUUUUACCAUUUCAGAAAGGAUAUCUUGUAAAUUGGGAUAUUCAAAAAACUGUCUGGGAUUAUAUAUUUUCAAAAGAAUGUUGUCCUGUUAAUUUAAGUCAACUUUCUGUGGUAGUAACUGAACCACCAUUUAAUUUUGCAAGUAUUCAAGAGGCCAUGACUGAAAUCUUUUUUGAAGAAUAUGAAUGCCAUAGUCUUCUUAGGAUAAAUACAAGUAGUCUUUCAUGUUACAAUUAUAGAAGUGAAAGACCUGGAACUAAAUGUUGUAUAAUAGUUGAUACUGGAUACAGCUUUACACAUAUUGUCCCAUAUGUAAAUGGUAUUAAAAUUAAGGAAGGUAUACGAAGAAUAGAUGUGGGUGGAAAACUUCUUACAAAUCAUCUGAAAGAGAUAAUAUCUUAUCGUCAAUUACAUGUUAUGGAUGAAACAUACGUAAUAAAUCAAGCAAAAGAAGAUUCUUGCUUUGUAUCACAAGAUUUUUAUAAAGAUAUGGAAUCUGCUAAGAAAAAGUUAGAAAAUAAUGACAUUGUUAAAGAUUAUGUUUUGCCAGAUUAUACAACAUUGCGGCGAGGCUUUCUUAAAAAUCCAGAGGUUUCUAAUGAACAACAAGCAGUUCGUUUGAGCAAUGAACGAUUUGCAAUACCUGAAAUUCUUUUUCAUCCAUCUGAUGUUGGUAUUCGACAAAUGGGUAUACCAGAAGCUAUUAUAGAUUGUUUGAAAGCUUGUGAAGAAGAAACAUGGCCACAUCUUUUAUCUAACAUAGUACUUACAGGUGGAAAUGCAAAGUUUCCAGGUUUUCGAGACAGAGUGUUUAAAGAAGUUAGAAGUCUUGCACCAUUUGAUUAUAUGAUAAAUGUUUUUUCACCAGAGAAUCCAAUCACUUAUGCAUGGCAUGGUGGAAAAGCAUUAUCAAAAGAUCCAAUAUUCUCUGGUCUUCUUGUAACAAGAGAAGAAUAUGAAGAAGAAGGUCAAUCACUUUGUUUUGAAAGAUUUGAUGUUUAAUAACAUUAUUUAAACAAUGAAAGUUACAUAUUUUUAAUAAAUAUGUUGUCUUUGUACAAUA